Messenger RNA from Vicia villosa (hairy vetch), 2291 nucleotides. Its product is annotated as calcium-dependent protein kinase 26. Gene Ontology annotation, molecular function: ATP binding; calcium-dependent protein serine/threonine kinase activity; calmodulin binding. Lineage: Eukaryota; Viridiplantae; Streptophyta; Magnoliopsida; Fabales; Fabaceae. Gene Ontology annotation, cellular component: nucleus; cytoplasm. The transcript has 6 exons. Bases 414 to 1934 code for a protein of 506 amino acids. Gene Ontology annotation, biological process: peptidyl-serine phosphorylation; intracellular signal transduction; protein autophosphorylation. The record is from RefSeq and is a predicted model, not a curated record.
AAAAUAGUGUCAAUUGGUUUCAUUGUUGUUGUUUUGUUUGAUAUUUGAAAAGACAUAACAAAAACAAAACAAAGCAACCAAAAUAAGGUUUCAUUUCGGCUAAAGCAGCGGUCUCCGGGGUCCACCGUAGCUCAGCUCAGCCACUUCUCCGACGAACUCCUUCUCUCUUCUCCCUCUCACACCAGAUCAGCUGCUGUAGAGGGAAGAAGAGAGUGUUGUUGAGGUUGUUAAACUUUCGAGAAGUGUUGCUGAGGUUAAACUUUCGAGACGUCUUGCUGAGUGCAAACAAGAAGCUCAAGUUUGACACUUAUUUUGUCAAAGUGGUUGUUGCUAUCACCGGACGAUCUUUAAGAAAGACGACUCAUUGGGUAAAUUGCCUGUUAUUAGGUUUUGUUGAGUGAUAACAAAUCAUUAUGGCUGUUGCCGAGAGGGGCAGCAGCAGCGAAGGCUCAACUUCAUUCAAUUGUUACAAAGUAGCAAACUUGACCGAAACCAUAUUGAACGCAAAGCAAACUUCCAAUUUGAAAGACCGAUACAUUCUUGGGGAGCAGUUGGGCUGGGGACAAUUUGGUGUCAUUAGAACAUGCUCAGACAAAACAACCGGAGAGGUUUUGGCAUGCAAAUCAAUUGCUAAAGAUAGGUUGGUGACUUCAGAUGAUAUGCAAAGUGUUAAACUUGAGAUCGAGAUCAUGGCAAAGUUGUCUGGGCACCCAAACGUUGUAGAUCUUAAGGCAGUUUAUGAAGAGGAAGAUUUUGUUCACUUGGUGAUGGAGCUUUGUGCUGGAGGGGAGCUGUUUCAUUUGUUAGAGAAGCAUGGGAGGUUUUCUGAAUCUGAAGGCAUGGUUCUCUUUAGACAUCUAAUGCAGAUGGUUUUAUACUGUCACGAAAACGGCGUUGUUCACCGAGAUUUGAAGCCCGAAAACAUUCUCUUAGCAACUAAAUCCUUCUCGUCUCCAAUUAAAUUGGCCGACUUUGGUCUUGCGACCUACAUUAAGCCUGGACAGAGUUUGCAUGGUUUAGUUGGGAGUCCAUUUUAUAUAGCUCCAGAGGUAUUGGCGGGUGCAUAUAACCAGGCUGCGGAUAUUUGGAGUGCUGGGGUUAUUCUUUACAUUCUGUUGAGUGGGAUGCCGCCGUUUUGGGGGAAGACAAAGUCGCGAAUAUUUGAAGCUGUUAAGGCUGCCGAUUUGAGGUUCCCUCCUGAACCUUGGAGUCGGAUCUCUGAAUCUGCUAAGGAUUUAAUAAGGCGAAUGCUUUGCGUAGAAUCUUCUCAAAGGCUCACUGCCCAAGAGGUUUUGGACCAUUGCUGGAUGGAAAGUGAUCCAACAAAUCUGGAACAACUAAGUGAAAAUAGAGUCGAAAAUUGCGGAGAGUGGCAUGUCGGCGGCGACUCAUUCUCUUCAUUUAUGUCCAGAAAUAAUGACAUCAGUUUUGGCGGUGGUUCACCUGCAUGCGACGCUCAAUCACCUAUGUUCUCAUGCAAAUCAUCGUUUUCUUCCAUUUUCGUGGAACCAGUGACGCCUUUUUCUGCUUCUGGCGGGUUUUCAUUUCAAAGCUCGGGAGGUCCAAUUGGUUUGGAAUUUUCUACUCCUGUUUCCUCUAUGCCUAGCUUUGCAUUUCUCAGCCCUAGUUCUUCUGUCGAGCAAAAGAGUCUUAUAUUCGAGUUCGAUUCUAACGCGUCAGAAGUAAAUGCUAUUGCUAAAGAUUCUCCUCUUUGCCUUGGAAAUGAUGUUAAAGAAAAGGAUCACAAGCCUAUAGAGACUAAAAGGGCAUGCGGAACAAAUUGUAACCGGACAUUGGGAUUCCACAGCAAGAGAAACCGGACAAUUGGACUCGGCGAGUGUGAGCAACUUGAUCUUGUGGUGACCGAAUCCGUCAUUCGAUGGUUAUCAUGCACACAACUUCCUACAUCACCAAAUUCAUCUCUUGUCUGUUGAAAGGAUAUAUUUCUGGACAGAUUGGUCUGGUGUGGUGCGAAUUUUGCCUGUCUAACAGAUUGUACAUCUUUCUUAAGUUUGCAUUGUUGUGGUUAGUUGUGGUCUGGUUUGUGCGAGUUGUGGUUUAGUUGUUUCUAAUCUUGUUGUGGUUCUAAUUGGUCUGUUAUUGCGAACAUUUCAUUUGUGUUCUCAUGUUGAUAAUUAUCAUGAGUGAGUUACGAGAAUUUCGCCGAAAUUGAAUCUUGAUGGUAAUCAAGUGUUACUUUGGUGUAAUUGAAAUGUUUGGAAAUGAACUGUAAAUUAAUGUGUUAAGUUAUUGUAAGUAUAAUUCUGUUGUGGGGAGGUGAUUUUUGGUAA